AAAGAUAAACCGGAGCAUGUUGGUGUGAAAGUAGGUGUUCGUACAAGAGGAUGCAAUGGACUUUCUUACACAUUAGAAUAUACAAAAUCAAAAGGAGAGUCUGAUGAAGAAGUAGUUCAAGAUGGGGUUAGAGUGUUUAUUGAGAAGAAAGCACAGCUGACACUUCUAGGAACAGAAAUGGACUAUGUAGAAGACAAACUGUCCAGUGAAUUUGUCUUCAAUAAUCCAAACAUCAAAGGAACAUGUGGCUGUGGAGAAAGCUUUAACAUAUGAAAUCUCAGGACUGUUACUUUGAAUACCACAAAACACUUACUAAGUGUAUGGCUUUCAAAAGCAGAUGUGUUUUCUUCAGGUUCUUAGGCUGUGUAAAGGGUGGAUGCCUUUAAGGAAAAUAAAGUUAAUUCAUUUU
Messenger RNA from Tinamus guttatus (white-throated tinamou), 409 nucleotides. NCBI's taxonomy places the organism in Eukaryota, Metazoa, Chordata, Aves, Tinamiformes, Tinamidae. The record is from RefSeq and is a predicted model, not a curated record.